AUGAAGGCUUCUUUCGCUGCCGUCCUGGCCGCUCUGGCCCCUGCUGCCCUUGCGCUGCCCACCCCGACUUCCAGCGCGUUGCCGUCAGUUAUUCCCUCGGGCCUGACUUCCAUCCCCGAGAUCACCAAGACCCACAAGAUCGGUGACCUUGCCAAGGAGCUGAACAUCAAGGACCUCCCGACCAUUACCAACAAGGGUGAUAUGGCCAAGGCUCUGAAGCAGGCCGCGCCUGCUGCCGCUAGCACGGCCCCGGCUGUGAGCAGCGGUCAUGUCGUCCAGGACCUCGGUCCUCACGUUGGAACCAUCCUCACCAUCCUGGGCCCCGACGCCCAGGUGCUCCUCAUCGAACUGAGCCCCGAGGUGGACGCCCUGGUCUCCGGCCUGGGUCUGGGUGUCCUGGGUGCUCCUCUUGGUGGCAUUGUUGCCUCUGCCAGCGGCCUUGGCGACCUUCUCGUUGGCCUGGCCCCCUACGUCGACGGCCUCGUCACCGUUGUCGGCCAGGAUGUCGGUGCUCUGCUCAUUGGUCUGUCCCCCGAGGUCGCGGGUCUGGUCUCUGGUCUCGGUCUGUCGAACCUCGGCGUUCCUCUGGGAACUGUUGUCGGCACUCUUGGCACCAGCCUGAAGAAGCGCGGCGAGAUCGUCCACGACCUCGCGCCUGAGGUCCAGAACAUCCUGAUCACCACCGGCGGCAAUGUCAAGCAGCUCCUGAUCAAGAUCAGCCCCGAGGUGGCUGCUCUCGUCAACGGCCUCGGUCUCUUUGGUGCCGCCGAACCCCUGGGCUCUGUUGUCCAUACUGCUUCCGAGGUCGGUGACCUCGUCAAGGACGUCUCGGGCCCCGCCCACGACCUCCUGAUCGUCACCGAGAAGGACGGCCAGAAGAUUCUUCUCCAGCUCUCGCCCGAGGUUGCUGCCACCGUUGCCGGCCUGGGUCUGCCUACUGUCGGCACCCCUCUGGGCUCUGCCGUUGCCACUCUUGGCCACAACCUGUAA
Molecule: messenger RNA, 990 nt
Organism: Penicillium alfredii
Lineage: Eukaryota; Fungi; Ascomycota; Eurotiomycetes; Eurotiales; Aspergillaceae
Exons: 2
Coding region: 1-990 (329 amino acids)
Source: RefSeq, a predicted model, not a curated record